AGGCACACGUGCUGCCGACUCGGCGCGGCCAAGUCCGGUCUUCUUUCGCGUCACUCCGUUGCAAACCGACUACCGGCCAAUGGUUUUCUUUCUCUCCAUUCAAAUCUUUCACCGUAUUCUUAGAACACUAGUCAAUAGAAAUAAUUAACGCGUUAUAAAUAUCAUUCCACUGUAUCGUUAUGAAGUAGUCAAUAUCGAAUGCUGCCGUCCGUUCACAUUAAAAUCGUAACCAGCGUUUUAUUAUGAAAUAUGAAACAUAUCUGCAGCUGACGACUGCUUAAUAAUCAAAUGAAUUGUGUGCUUAACAAGGAAUCGCAUGGGACCAACGUACAGGAGAAAUGUCCGUUGUAGCUGUUGAAGACCGACCGUUCAUAUUCCGUGUCAAUGAAAAUGGUACCGGACCGCCUCUGCUCAUUCAGGUUUGUCAAGAACGAGGCUGGAAGGAAUAUAGUUGCAGUAAUGCAAAAAACAACGGUGAUUGUGAUACGCUGUGGUCAGUGCCAUCAGAUGAAUAUUGGAAUCUUUGGUGGAAAUCUACAGGAUUUUCAUUGACACACUACAAACAGCAAAAAAUAUGGCAGUUUAACAAUCAUAUACCCAGUGGAUCAACAUUGUGUCGAAAAGACAAUUUAUGGAGAUACUUGAAAUGUAUGAAAAAUGUAUUUGGAUCUUCCUUGUUUGGUUUCAGUCCCGAUUCAUACAACCUGCCACUUGACUAUACUAAAUUAGCGGCCGAAUGUAGUCAUGAUUCAGAUAUCGGCGAAAAAUCUAUUUGGAUUUGCAAACCGGUUGGACAAAGUCAAGGCAAGGGUAUCUCUUUAAUAUCGCAAAUCGGUGAUCUCGUGUAUGAUACCAACACAGUCGUUCAACGUUACAUCAAAAACCCAUUAUUAAUUGGCGGCUACAAAUUUGAUCUUAGACUGUACGUCUUAGUCCCAUCUUUUCAUCCACUGACAAUUUAUUUAUACAGAGAGGGAUUGACUCGUUUUAGUACGGAUAAGUAUUCGCUGAACAAUCUCGAUAAUCAAUUCGCUCAUCUCACAAACAGUUCAAUCAAUAAGUUUGGACCUAACUAUUCAGAAACUAAAGAAAAAGUUGGACUAGGAUGCAAAUGGACCUUUCAACAGCUUCGAAAUUACAUCCAUCAAGCCGGUGUUAAUGAUUGGUUACUUUGGCAAAAAAUAUCCGUUCUCGUCAGUUUAACAUUAGCUAGUCAAUGCACAAGCAUACCAAAGACAUCUAAUUGUUUCGAGUUGUAUGGUUUUGAUAUACUGGUUGACUCAGAUCUGAAACCAUGGUUACUAGAGGUUAAUUUGAGCCCAGCGUUAGGAAAUGACUGUGACGUGGACAAUCAAGUUAAAAGACCUUUAUUACACGAAAUGUUUGAUUUGCUAGGCUUACCCAUGUGCAACACUGGACUGUCGUUAUUCCGGGCGACUUCAAAAACUGGACCACGGUAUGGUGUCGGUUGUGGUAGACCUUCUACCCUUGCAAUAGCUGCUACAGAAAAAUGGAAAUCUAAACGUCAAGAUAAACACAAGCAGGCGAAUGAAAAAAUUACUACAGUCACUUCUCAAAAGACAAUAACAUCUCCAUUAACGACCAGACAAUCUUUGUUGUACGGUCCAAAUAGACGUGGUAGUGCCAUGGUCCAAGCUUCUGAUACGUGUAACUCUCCAACAGUGUCUUCGGUAUGGGGCAACGGUCGUGAUUGGUGUAAGUCCAUGGAAUCAGAAGGGAAUUGGGUUAGAGUAUAUCCGUUUUCAACUGCAACACAAGAAAUCAAAACUUUUUCUAACGAAAUCACAGAAAACACAGCUCGUAAAAUGAUUAGAAAUAUUCAAGAAUACCUUAAGUGUUGUAGAAAAGUAGCCAAAUCCUUUGAAGGACUGAAUGGAAUAUCAGACGAUGAACAAAAUGACAAACUUAGAGACCUUUUCCCUAAUAUAACAAAAAUUUGGCUACCACCUGUUAAGAAUAACUCAUGUAUAUAAAGAUUAAUAUUUUUUAACGUACCUUAAAAGUUCUUUAAAGAGAAUACUAUAUUUUGUUGUAUAAUUUUAAGAUCAUUUUGCUUGCAAUAAAAAUGUUCUCUUACACAUGUUAAAAAAAAUACUAAAAAUGUACUGUUAUAUUUUUGUUAUUAUUGAAAAAGAAACCAUAAAAUUAAAAUUAAAAGUUAUUAUUUUAUUUUGUU
Molecule: messenger RNA, 2197 nt
Organism: Daktulosphaira vitifoliae (grape phylloxera)
Lineage: Eukaryota; Metazoa; Arthropoda; Insecta; Hemiptera; Phylloxeridae
Product: probable tubulin polyglutamylase TTLL2
Exons: 8
Coding region: 339-1994 (551 amino acids)
Biological process (GO): protein polyglutamylation; microtubule cytoskeleton organization
Cellular component (GO): cilium
Molecular function (GO): tubulin binding; tubulin-glutamic acid ligase activity
Source: RefSeq, a predicted model, not a curated record